Carassius carassius (crucian carp) is the source of this 346-nucleotide messenger RNA. RefSeq names its product SH2 domain containing 1A duplicate b (gene sh2d1ab). The transcript has 3 exons. The record is from RefSeq and is a predicted model, not a curated record. Lineage: Eukaryota; Metazoa; Chordata; Actinopteri; Cypriniformes; Cyprinidae. The coding region runs from base 8 to 334 and encodes 108 amino acids.
CAGCACAAUGGAAGCGCUGUCUGUGUACCACGGGGCCAUCAGCCGAGAGACGUGCGAGAAGCGUCUGUAUGAAGCAGGCAAAGACGGCAGCUAUUUAAUUCGAGACAGUGAGAGUGUUCCCGAUGCAUACUGCCUCUGCGUUCUGUGUAAUGGUUUUGUCUACACAUACCGGCUCCAGAGAGACGCAGCGGGCUCCUGGGCGGCCGAGACAGCACCAGGUCACACUAAACGCUUGUUCCGAAAAGUCAAGAAUUUGAUCAGCGCCUUUGAGAAGCCGGACCAGGGCAUCGCCAUUCCCCUGCGCUACCCCGUGUCUGUCCAGAAGCCCUGCUAGAAGCAUCCUCAC